AUGAGUGAGCCUAAACCCAAGCGUAACUCAUUCUUCUUCUUCUCGAACAAGAGCAAUGCGCCAAAAAAUGAGCCAAAAGCCUCUAAUGUCAAGUAUAUUGGAAAAUACCCAUUAAUGCCCUCGACGAGCACCCUUGCUGGAUCUGCGUCAAGUGAAGGGAAGGCUAGAUCUGUUGGUACUUCAAAUCUACCAGGGAUGUCUCAACCUUUGCAAAGCACUGUAAAAGACUCCAAUACCGUCAUAACGUCCAAUGUUAGCAAACUGAGCAGAAUAAGGCCACCACCACCCCAAGUGAAUCUCGCGGAACUACCGGUUGAGAAGCCUGAAACGGAGAAGAGUGAUUCAGAGAAAGAAGAACACCCGCAGUCAGACGGAAAUUCGGCUCAGUUCGGCCACGAGCGCAAAAAAUCUGAAAUCGACGAACUGAUGGAUCACAUAGAGCAUUUUGGCAACGAGAGUCGACAUGACCUUGAAGAUAACAUAUCGCUGGAGUCUUCUUCACCAUAUGAGUAUUUUGAGACUCCAAGUCUGAAUUUGCCCGCCGAAGAUGCUGACCAGGAGCGGCAGUCAAUACACGUCAAAUCGCUAAAUUUAUCAGACUCCAAAAGAAGUUUAAACUCAGCCGAAGUCAAGAGUUCAAAAGACAACUCCAUAGAGUCAAAGUCAAAUUUAAUGUACGAAGGAGUUUUCCUGGACGAGGAUCGCUUCUCUUUUGCUGCCUCUCAAGUGGAUCCCGUUCAAAACUUACAACAAAUAUCAUUCAAUAAUGAACGGGACUACGAGCCCGAAAGCUCCAGAGGUAGUCAUCAGCAGGGCCAUCACAGCAGGAAUGUCUCGAGUAGCGACCAGGGUGCUCCAGAUGGGCGCUCUUUUGAUUUAGAAGCUUCCAACAACAAUUCCUUGUAUGGCGAUGAUCAGUCGUAUUUCGACAAACCAAGACAAUUCAGAGUGGUUAACGAGCACCGUCCAAAUUUUACUCUCAAUGAUGGCAGCAGCACCACCACUGACAACGAGAGUUUCGUAUUUGCGCCUGCGGAUGCGGCCUUGCGCGUGCAUGACGCAGAUAUAGUGCACCCACCUGUAAUUAGUUCACUUCCACCAAUUGCAUCGUCAUCGCUUCCUUACGAUCAAGAGCUCGAAGAUGAACAGACCAGCUCGAGUUCUCCAGCGCCGGUGCUUAAGGAUCUGAGUCCUAUAAGUGGGCCAGAGUCCGACUUCACAAUACAAGCUCAGUACCCAGAAGCUCAAGAUACAGCCAAAUCACACAGCCCGCAUAGAAGUGGGACCGAUAAGUCUGUAAAGCUUGUGUCCAGCUAUGUCGAAGAACUGCGACUAAAGUACUUUCCAACAUCUAAUUCCCUUCAGCCACCACCAAAUCUGCCAUUUGUGCUCAAAACGAAGAACAGUUUGGAACAACCGCAAAACAUCAAGGUCAGAAUACGCACCAGCUCCAAGCAGAUUGGUAUCAAACAUGGGAAGGCCAAGCAAAAACUCCUGUCUUUGGAGACGGCCAAAGAGGAAGACGAGGAAGCCAGCACUGGAGUCAAGCCUCGGGGUAAAAACAGUUCAAUUUCCACAGAAGUGGACCAUACGCGCGAAUUUCAUGAUUUGUUGAACAAGAGCGCCUCGGGCAUUAAUUUGCUGGCCGGAGGCAACCUGGACGACAGUGGUGGUCAUGAGAAUGACUACAACGAGAAGUCUGAUGAUCUGUACCUGCAAAACAUUCCCGGUGACGAAGCUUAUGAUAGCGAUGAUGUGAUGGCUCCAUUACGGGAACGAAGUGAUCAAAACGUUGGCCUUCGUUUCGUCGCCGGUUUUGACGAGGGCUCCAACCAAACAGGAAGUACUAAGGGUCGUGUUGGUCGGAGUGAUACGGUCACCAGUUAUUUCACACGCAAAAACAACAAUCGGGCUCGCAGUGGGACUUUAGACGCAGAUUAUCACUACAAAGCGAGUCGGACGGAAUACGACUGCUCCUUUAAGGACCAAAAAAGUGCUGAAGACUCUUCUGAUGAUGAGAUUUCCGUGCAGACAUCGAAUUCCGCCUAUCUUCAAUCUACAUUUAAUGGUGGCCUUCGAGUAACCAACCAAGACCCCGUGUCAGACUAG
Lachancea meyersii CBS 8951 is the source of this 2109-nucleotide messenger RNA. The record is from the annotation of a GenBank genome assembly. Lineage: Eukaryota; Fungi; Ascomycota; Saccharomycetes; Saccharomycetales; Saccharomycetaceae.